This is a messenger RNA of Angiostrongylus costaricensis, 939 nucleotides long. NCBI's taxonomy places the organism in Eukaryota, Metazoa, Nematoda, Chromadorea, Rhabditida, Metastrongylidae. The record is from the annotation of a GenBank genome assembly.
UUGGUUGAAAGUGUGGUUAUUGAACGAGUAGUCGGUACAAGGCACAUUUUAAAGAUUCGACGAUGGCUCCAGUCGAUUAUCGAUAGAUUAACAAAGGAUUGGAAGCCAGCGCUAUGCCAAUCGCUGUUCACUGAAGCAGAACUCAUCGAACUGUGCUAUCGAGCGAGAGAAACAUUCUGGAGUCAAAAAACAAUGAUUGAGGUCAGCUCGCCAGUUCAAAUCUGCGGCGACAUUCACGGGCAGUACGAAGACCUUCUUGCACUCUUUCACCUUAAUGGCUUCCCACCUACGAAAAAGUACUUGUUUCUUGGAGAUUACGUCGAUCGUGGACCCUACUCACUCGAGGUUAUAGCGUUACUCUUCGCCUAUAAGGUUGAAUAUGCAAUACGGCUUUUACAUGGAAAUAAAGAAACGGUAAAGCACUUGUCUAAACACGGCGUCCGCAUCCAAGCUGUUUAUUCAGCUCAAUGCCUUCUUUUCAGGUACUCUGCCACACUGUAUGAAUGCUUUCAAUACGCCUUCUAUACAAUGCCGUUUUGUGCACGCGUCGAGAAGAGAAUUCUUUGUAUGCAUGGCGGUAUUAGUGAAGAACUUAUGGACUUCAAACAGAAAAUCGAACGACCAUGUGAUAUACCAGACAUUGGUGUGAUUGCUGAUCUAACUUGGGCUGAUCCUGAUCCGAACAUUUCCGGAUUCGAGGAAUCGCCUCGAGGAGCAGCGCGAAUAUUCGGAGCGGACGCAUUAAAGAAUUUUUGUAAACUUCAUGGACUAGAUCUUGUUGUGAGAGCUCACCAGGUAGUACAAGAUGGCUACGAAUUUUUCGCCGAUCGACAUCUAGUGACAAUAUUCUCGGCUCCAAACUACUGUGGUCAAUUCGACAAUACUGCCGCUGUAAUGCUUGUCAGCAAAGACCUAGUAAGUGGAUCCCUUGAGUAUUGA